Labrus bergylta (ballan wrasse) is the source of this 1636-nucleotide messenger RNA. NCBI's taxonomy places the organism in Eukaryota, Metazoa, Chordata, Actinopteri, Labriformes, Labridae. The record is from RefSeq and is a predicted model, not a curated record.
CGUCACCACAGUCCUGGGACCACAAGGCGACGAUGUCCCAGACCAUUUCUCCCGUUCUCUCUGUUGUCCCCACUCGGGCUCUGGUUGAUGAGACGUUCAAGAUGGUGGUGGAGAAUCUGCCCCCAGCAUCUCCAGUCACACUUCACGCCCUCCUCUACUCGGAGGACAAGGACUACUGGGAGGCUUAUGGACACUACGUCAGUGAUCACAGAGGAACAGUGUCCGUUGCAGAGGAUAUGAGUCUUGGGGGCACCUACACGGGAAAAGAAGCCAUGGGUUUGUUGUGGAGCAUGCGGCCUGAGCCCGGCAGCCGCACGGGUCUCAGGUUGAGAAAGAGGGAAGUCACCAGCCCCAUGCUGGUCCACAUCUCCGUCUACAGUGGACACAUAACCGAGGGCUUCAGGAAGCAGUCUCCUCUGGCCUCCGUGCCCACAGAGAGAUGGUACAUGGCUCCUGGAGUCCAGAGGAUUGAAAUCAAAGAAAAAGGAGUGCGAGGGACUUUCUUCAUACCUCCAGGUCCUGGACCCUUCCCCGGGCUUUUGGAUAUGUGGGGAGGUGGAGGAGGGCUGUUGGAGUAUCGUUCGGCCUUGCUGGCGUCUCAUGGUUAUGCUUCUUUGGCGCUGCAGUACUUCUCCCCCGGUGAGCUGCAGUCAUCAGAUCUAAAGAUACAAUAUUUUGAGACAGCAUUUAAUAUCAUCAAGGACCAUCCUCAAGUGAUCCCGGACAGCAUUGGAAUUUUUGGUCUUUCCCUUGGGACAGUUGUGGCCAUAUACUUGGCGGCUGUAAGCACAAAAAUCACGCCUCGCUGUUGUGUUUGUAUUAGCGGUCACCACUUGUAUCCACUUGGAACGGCUCUAAAUUUCAACCCCAAACUAGAAAAAAAAAGGCUAGUGACGGAGCGUUACGAUGAGAACAACUACCAGAUAUUGCGAGAUGUGCGUUUACCAAUUCCCACUGACCUCUCAGAGAAAGUUGAUGUACGGAAGAUAAAAUGCCACAUGCUGCUGGUCAACGGUGAUGAUGAUCAGAACGUUCCCGCUGUGGAGGCUGCUGAGGAUAUCGCCCAAAUGGUGCGCUCUGGAGGGAACCUUCACCUGCUGACUACGCUGACAUACCCCAACACUGGACAUCUGAUUGAGCCGCCCUACUCACCUCACUUCAGAGCUACUAACUUUAUAGUUCCCACCACAAAAGAGAAAGUGAUAAGUCUGUGGGGAGGACAACCUAAACCUCAUUCAGACGCUCAGGAGGACUCCUGGAGGAAGAUCUUAGCUUACCUACAUCAUCAUCUCUACUCCAGCACUACUCCCAAAGCCAAGAUAUAAAGAUUGCAGAACCAGGAAUACACAGCAAAGUGUGUUGAUAGCAUGUUAAACCAAGUUGCAUUUUGUAUGAAAUAUGAAACAACACUUGUUAGUUUUUUGAAUGAUAAGGUUUUUUACGUUAGUCAAAUUGUGCCUCUAGUUUCAUCAUAAAGUUGUCAUUCCAGUUGUCCAUGAAUGUCACUCCAAUCAAGUGUCUUGAUGACUGUAUAAUUAAACUCAUUCAUAAUGAUUGGAUUUCUGCCAAUAUGUUUUUUUUCUGUCUGUGUUAAAAUGUUGUAAUCAUUUUUAAAAUAAAUGUUGUGUUCAUGUAA